Aedes aegypti (yellow fever mosquito) is the source of this 2591-nucleotide messenger RNA. RefSeq lists its product as uncharacterized. The coding region runs from base 204 to 2429 and encodes 741 amino acids. Lineage: Eukaryota; Metazoa; Arthropoda; Insecta; Diptera; Culicidae. The transcript has 3 exons. The record is from RefSeq and is a predicted model, not a curated record.
CUUCCCUGCUCCUUGCACAAAAGCGAUCCAAAAACUCGAAGAAGGCAGUCGGCUUUUGUUUUUGUCAGUUGCAAAUCGAUCGAAGCAAGCAAGAAUUUUAAAGAGAUUUUUACAGAUUUUCAGUGUUCUUGUAGUGAAAAUUCCUGAAAUUGUAACUGUAAACGGACAUUGAAGCACAGAAAAUUUAGUUGCACGCACGCAAAAUGAACCGUUUGGCGAAGCUUCGGCUCCGCUCGUCCUCCGGAGUGGGGCUCAAUUCCAGCUGUCAAUCGCUGGGUAACGGAGCCGGUUACGAAACGGCCAACGACGAGAGCAUCACUUCUGGCUGUUCGCUGUACUAUUCGGUGACGGAGGACGGUAAUGGAACCGCUACGAAUGAGCAAGAAGCGGCCGCCGCGGAGGAACAGCUGAAAGAGGUAACGAAAGAGGACAAUUCCAUUGACGCCACUCUGGAGAACGAUUUCAGUGUGGAGGAAGUGAGCACCAUCCGGAAGCCGAUGAUUGUGGCAGCUUCUCCGGCAACCGUGCGGAUUGCCAGCAAAAUGACCUGCAAAUACCUGGGGGUUUCUUCGACGCCAGCCAAGGUGAUCUUGUCCCGCAGUGCCAAGAAGAAUCUCAGCGGAAUUGGGAAGCUAAACGAAACGGACGACAAACAGAUGCCUUCGGCCAUGAAGAAAAUGAGGGAACCGAGACUGUCGGAAGGUUCCUCGGCGGACGAUGGGGAAGAAUCGAAGUUGACCCUGGAAAGCAGCGUUCAGUCGGUGGUCGAGAGGGGAACUCCGGCCGCUGGCCAUAAAUCUUUCGGAACGAACGUUUUGGCCCAAUUUUUCGAAUCGUUGGACGUCAACAAAGCCACUCCGGUUCCGCAGAUUAAAAUCUGCGCUCCGGACGGAGUGGAGAAGGCGGUCACUCCGGAGAAACGACGAGAAUCGAACUCCCUCGAGAACUUCUUUGAAUCGCUCAAAAAGCAGCCGGAACCGGAGGGGAAAGAGAACAAGCCCCAGAGCGAGCGCAAGAAGGCAGUCCGGAAAGCUCUUAUCCCGAAAAUGGCCGAAGCAGAUCGCCCUAGAACCAGAAACUCGUUGUUCGGGGCGGACAACCGGGUGGCACAAUCUCCAAUAGUGAAGCCCUCGCGUAAAUCCAGCACCGUUCGGUUGAUCCCGGACCGCUUGAAGGAGAUGCGCCGAGCCAACCAGCAGUCGGAUCUGAUCAGCGUGGUGAAGCGGAAAUCGGUGAUUCCUCCACCGAAGACGAUCGUUGCCCAGGUUACCGCCGUUCCCCAAGAUCCCAAGAAGUCCGUUUCUGACGACGGGGAGGAGGAUGUCGUGGGGGAUUCGAUUAAGGUGGGACCUAACCGGGAUGCGAAGACGAAGACUGGAACGACGACGACAGCCAUCAAACCGAUUACUAGUGGUGUAGCAAUGAAGCGCAAAUCGGUAGUUCCUCCGGUAGUUGUGUCACGGAGAUCCGUUAUGCCAGCGAAGACUCUUCGACGAUCCGUUGUGUCAGCUCCGAGUAGGGCCCCCCUGAAAGUCCCCGCCAAGACUACUUUGACAAGCAGCGAGGCAUCUCGCCGCACAACCCUUGGAAAGCGACCGACUACAGACACCUCAAAUGAUAGGGCGGAACCUAUGAACAAGCAGCGUAAAUCUCUGGCACCGGUCAAAGAGGCCAAAACAGAACCCUCUCCAAAAGAGGGACAGGCAAGACCAAUUUCUCGAAUUCGUCCGCCUUCGACAACUGGCAGUACUGCCCCAAUCUCAUUCAAAAAGCCAGAAACGUUCAGUUGCGAAACCUGUCAACGCCCAUUCCGACUGAAAUCCUCGCUCGAAACGCACAAAAAAUUAGCUCAUCAAGCCGCAACUCCCACCACCUCAGGGACAUCGUCCUCCGAAACCGGCAAAACUCCAGACACCAAGUGCCGUUACUGCGCAAAAUCCUUCAUCAACGGUAAAAUCCUGUCGAACCAUCUCAUUUCCAACUGCCUAAAGAUUCCCAUCCCGGACAAGCGCAAACUGCUCGCCCAAGAUGACCGGGUGCGGGCCAAAUCGUCCCCGUCCAGAACUCCCAAUGGUCUCCUAAAGCCUCCCACCCUGACCGGAAGUGCCACUUCCCUGGACACGGAUACUUCUACUUCGAGCAGCAUCGGAGACACCAGUGCCAAUAGUAGCAGCGCCUCAACCCGUCCGGCGUCCAGCGGAAAGGGCGCCAUCCGGAAGCCAGGUCGAACCGGUGUAGGACACACCGGAAUCACCCGGACGCCGAAGAAAGAGAUGAAGUGCCACCUCUGCAAUCGGAAGUACCUGAAUGCUGUGGAGUAUGCGUUGCAUGUACAAGCGCACGCCAAGGGCAUGGAAUCGCUGGAGUCGAAGGAGUUGGUAACGACGGCCGAGGCAACGAAGCUGGUGAAUUUGGGCAAGAAGGCUUGAACGGAGAACGGAGGAGGACAAGAGCGUACCUGUGGUGAGGGAGUGUACUCGAAUUUCGUCGUUUAUAAAACUUUAAUAUCGAUAAAUUAUUUCUAUUUCGGACGGUUUAGUGUUUAGUGUCGUUUGUUUCGUAAAUAAAAUUCUUUCUCUCGUACUAAGGCA